Molecule: messenger RNA, 797 nt
Organism: Pogonomyrmex barbatus (red harvester ant)
Lineage: Eukaryota; Metazoa; Arthropoda; Insecta; Hymenoptera; Formicidae
Gene: RpS5a
Product: ribosomal protein S5a
Biological process (GO): translation
Cellular component (GO): small ribosomal subunit
Molecular function (GO): RNA binding; structural constituent of ribosome
Source: RefSeq, a predicted model, not a curated record
CGUAUUCGAAAUCCAGCAGUCCGGUAGAUGGCGCUCGCGGUGUUAUGGCCUUUUCCGGUUCACGCGUUACACGAAGGGGAACGUGAACACAAAUAUAAACAAUGGAUGAUAAAGAAGCGUUUGAGGAUAUGGUGGUAGCAACCACAAAUACAUUACCAGUGGCCAUGCCGGCUGAAUUGCCAGAGAUCAAAUUGUUCGGACGUUGGAACUGCGAUGAUGUACAAGUGAACGAUAUGUCUCUGCAGGAUUACAUCGCUGUCAAAGAGAAAAAUGCCAAGUAUCUUCCACAUUCAGCAGGACGCUACGCUGCAAAGCGCUUUAGAAAAGCUCAGUGUCCCAUUGUGGAACGUCUUACAAAUUCUCUGAUGAUGCAUGGCAGAAAUAAUGGAAAGAAGUUGAUGGCCGUGCGAAUUGUUAAACAUGCCUUUGAAAUUAUUCACCUUCUCACUGGUGAGAAUCCUCUGCAGGUUCUUGUCACAGCUAUCAUCAAUUCUGGGCCAAGAGAAGACUCCACGCGUAUUGGACGCGCUGGUACGGUAAGGCGACAAGCUGUGGAUGUAUCUCCGUUACGUCGUGUUAAUCAAGCCAUCUGGUUAUUAUGUACUGGCGCACGAGAAGCCGCAUUCCGUAACAUCAAAACGAUCGGCGAGUGUUUAGCUGACGAACUUAUUAAUGCCGCUAAAGGUUCGUCGAAUUCGUACGCGAUCAAGAAGAAGGAUGAAUUGGAGCGUGUUGCCAAGUCUAAUCGAUAAACAUAACUUUCUACUGAAGAGAUAAAUAAACGUUCUAUCUUUAAA